Molecule: messenger RNA, 450 nt
Organism: Sphenostylis stenocarpa
Lineage: Eukaryota; Viridiplantae; Streptophyta; Magnoliopsida; Fabales; Fabaceae
Source: the annotation of a GenBank genome assembly
AUGGAUUCUAGGAGGCGAAAAAAAGCAUCAACGCAACGCAAGUUGCAACAACUUCGAUCGGUCACAAAUUCUAGUGCUGUUAACAAAGCCUCAAUUAUCGUGGAUGCCACAAGAUACAUAGAGGAGCUGAAGCAAAAAGUGGAUGGAUUGAACUCUGAGCUUGGACCCGCUGAAUCAUCAAUCUCCCAAGACGACCUACCCAUGGUCACCGUAGAAACCCUAGAAAGGGGUUUCCUCAUUAAUGUGUUUUCAGAAAGAAACUGCCCCGGCAUGCUUGUGGCAAUACUCGACGCCUUCGAAGAACUGGGACUUGAUGUACUUGAUGCUAGGGUUUCUUGUGAAGACACUUUCCAGCUUGAAGCUGUUGGAGGAGAAAGUCAAGAGAAUGAAAGCAUUGAUGCACAAGUGGUGAAACAAGCAGUGAUGCAAGCAAUCCAAAACAUGGAUUAA